This is a messenger RNA of Exophiala xenobiotica, 997 nucleotides long. RefSeq lists its product as uncharacterized. The transcript has 2 exons. The record is from RefSeq and is a predicted model, not a curated record. Lineage: Eukaryota; Fungi; Ascomycota; Eurotiomycetes; Chaetothyriales; Herpotrichiellaceae. The coding region runs from base 286 to 849 and encodes 187 amino acids.
CCGUGCACACUUCACCCUGAAAGCACAGAUGGCGGUCACAACGACUAUUGCCCGCAGACACCAGGUGUAAGUCAGCCACGAAGGACCGAAUCAAUAUAUCGGCUUCCCCAAAGUACUACCGUACCUGUGCAAUUCGUUUGGCUCAAGCAUAAGAAGCUGCACAUUGCCCAGCGGAAUGUCUUUUUGGUGUGGAUCUUCAGCUUACCACAACCUACUUCACGUGCAUGGCGAAAUAUCGAGAUCCAACCUUGCACAGCUUUUAGGCAUCAUUCAUAUCUUGUGGCAAUGCCCUCCCUCGCGCUCCUCGUCAGCCUGAGCACCUUGCUCCUGCAUGCUUAUGGUCAAACCAUUGUCGCUACCAACACGGGCGACCAGACGCAGAUCGUCAGCAACGGAGCCACGAUAAUCGAUGGAACGACCAUGUCCAGCUGCCCGGGUGCUGCAGUGCUCACAAAAUCUGGAAGUCAUAGCGGCGCAUAUUGCUGUAUCGAGAAGAACCCUGCGACAGCCACAGCCUCGACGUGCGCUGGUUUCCCCUUCUGCUCGGACAGCACUGCCAAUCCGAUGACUAUUUUCACACCCUCCUGCGAGGCUCUCAUCCCAAUGACUGCAAGUAACUAUGCACAACUUGUGGCGAGUGCGACGAGUAGUGUCUCAAUGAAGAGCGCAAGCCAGACGGCCGCGCCAGCCAGCACGAGUUCAGCAGGUGCUCAGACGACGAGCGACCCUACAAGCACAGCGUCCAGCGCGACACAGAACAACGCUGCUGCUUGCAUCUUCUCGAUGUCAGAGGUUUGGAUGUUUUCCGGGUUGGGGCUCAUGGCUGGUGUUUUUGCUGUUGUCGCUUAGAUUCGCAUUUCCGGUGGCUAUGGUGUGCAUAUCAGGCAAGGGCAAGGGCAAAGAAUAUUUGGGGGUUUCAUAUAGGCGUAGAUAUUGAACAAUUUCUCUUCAAAACCUGUUCAAGUACUGCGGCUGCCAUCUCAACGACCAGGACGAC